GAGAGGCAGAUUAGGUUAGACUAGCCUGAAAGAGAGUGAAACUCCAGCUGACAAUUGACAGGUGUCCGUCUGUGAGGAGGGAUUAUAAACCCCCGGAGUGAGCUCUCUAGCAGCACUCUGAGGCAGGGCAUACAGCUGCACCACUUGGGAAACAACCUCAUCUCUGCUUUUCUUUUUUUCAAGCACCAACAAAUUAUGGGGCUCAGUGAUGACGAAUGGCACCAUGUCCUGGGCAUCUGGGCGAAAGUGGAACCAGACCUCUCGGCCCAUGGACAGGAAGUUAUAAUCAGACUCUUUCAGGUUCAUCCCGAGACCCAGGAACGCUUUGCCAAGUUCAAAAACCUGAAGACAAUCGAUGAGCUGAAGAGCUCCGAAGAAGUGAAGAAACACGGCACCACCGUCCUUACCGCCCUGGGCAGAAUCCUGAAGCUGAAGAACAAUCAUGAACCGGAGCUGAAGCCGCUGGCAGAGAGCCAUGCCACCAAGCAUAAAAUCCCUGUCAAGUACUUGGAGUUCAUUUGUGAAAUCAUUGUCAAGGUCAUUGCUGAGAAACAUCCCUCGGACUUUGGGGCCGAUUCCCAGGCUGCGAUGAGGAAGGCCCUGGAGCUGUUCCGAAAUGACAUGGCCAGCAAGUACAAGGAGUUCGGUUUCCAGGGCUAGCGUGCACAUGAGGCGACACCUCCAUGGAGGCCCAGCAGUGCAUCUUAGAAUAGCUUCCUAAGCCCUGGUUUGGGUGCCUCUUAAGUGACCAUCCAAAAAGCGAGGGGGCGCUUUUGAUUAGAGCAGCGUUCAGUCUCUCACCAAAGAGAGGCGCUCACAGUGAUAUCUGGCUUCACCUAGAGGAGAAAUAAUCUGUUUUCUUAGCAAAAUAAUGUAUUUGUUCGUUAAGGAAUGACCUGAGACCUUCUCCCCUGAGCUCGGCCCCAAAGACCCUAUCUCAUAGCAGAGCCAGCGAGUAGGAGAAUGUUUAGGAAUAGAUGCCUGAGAAUGUGUGUGGGAGAGAGAAACUGGGCUUGAACUGAGAACUCUCCUGCUCGCUGCUAGAAUUGACACCACAGCUGGACCCUGAUGGACAGACUUGGCCAAGGCCUCCAAAAGGAACUCGGGGGUUUUAGGUGCCCCACCGGAGAUGCCAUAAAGUGGCCUGAUUGUCAGGAAGUGCUGAGCUCCUGCCCUCUGAAAAUCAGGUCUCUGUAAGGUGUCAAAGUCACUAGUUUGGAAGAACUUAGCAGCCUCACAUGAGCCACCAAAGGAGUGAAUGAGCUGUGGGGAGCGUCCCACUUCCCCCUAAGGGGGGGUGACAGUCUCUCAAGAGCAGGGAUGAGACAUGUUAGCAGGUUGCAGUGGGGGGCUUGCAAUGGUAUUAUGCCAAUUCUGGGGAUGAGCACAGCCCUUCAGCCUCUGGGGACUGGCAAGUGUGUCGCUAGUUGGUAAACUCUCAUUAGCCAAAACUCUCAAGAGAAAGUGUAGGACUCCCUUGAUCCCCAGCAGCUGCUGCUACGCAUUUGAAUUUCCAUCGCACUGGGUGGUGAAUAGUGUGUUUCACAGUAAAUAAAUAUGCUUGCUGUACCGGA
Messenger RNA from Chrysemys picta bellii (western painted turtle), 1574 nucleotides. RefSeq names its product myoglobin (gene MB). Gene Ontology annotation, cellular component: extracellular exosome. Gene Ontology annotation, biological process: oxygen transport. Lineage: Eukaryota; Metazoa; Chordata; Testudines; Emydidae. The record is from RefSeq and is a predicted model, not a curated record. Gene Ontology annotation, molecular function: oxygen binding; heme binding.